AUGUCUGGCCUUGAGGUCCCCGGGCUAGUGCUAGGGGUUGUCGGUGUCGUGAUCGCAUUCAGGGGAGCUCUUGACACCGCACUACUUAUUGAGUCUUUCUUUGACGACACUCGAAUAGACUGUGGAUAUUUGGCUCUAUGUUACCACGUUGAAAAGACUCGUUUACAACUUUGGGGGGAAUUAUGCAACGCUAAUGAUGAAUCCCAACCGGACAAAUGUACCCUUCGCGACCUUCCAGACUACCUGAAAACGCUGGUUGUUAGGAUCCUCGGCGAGAUCCAGAAGCUUAACGAAGAAGCUAAUAGCCUCAUUUUCAAGUACAACAUCGAAUUGGCGACUCUCCCAAUGCUGGACCUAGAUGAUAACCUAGCCCCCGAUCGGGCGUUGCCGAUGGCCUUAUCCAAGAAGAUCAUAAAACCCAAGUCCCGGUUCCGCUGGACAAUCAAAGGGAGAUCAGAGUUCGAAGAAGUUAUUGCGAAGCUUGGGAAGCUCAUUAGUGAUCUCCACGGCCUUAAUGUACAUUCCGGGGGAUCACAGCUCCCAGAAAAAGCGCUUCCGUCGCAAGUUCUCGCCAAUGUCACGAACCCUAGCCUACUACGGAUUCUAGCCGAUUCCCAGAAUCAAGUGAAUCGUACUUUGGCUCUAUCUGCCGAAGCUAAGAGUCUGCAUUUGAAGCCUGACCGCGCAUCUGAGAGAUCAGCUACCGCACUCACUAGCCGGGAGUUGGUGUUCCGAGAAGGCUCAUCGGUCACUGGUGUUGUCUUUCAUCGAACAGGACAGGUACUACCUGUCUGGGUAGAAUGGAAUGACUUGAAGCCAGGACCUGGAUCUGACAGAUAUAUCGCGCGUAUCAAGUCGUUAGGCUACGUCCUAGAACGAGUGGGCCAGCCGGAGCUUUGCCUGCCUCCUUGUUACGGGGUAUAUGAUGACCUCAAAUACGAGGCAGAGCAUGGAGUUAAACGUCUAGGCUUUGUAUUUGGUCUACCGCAGCCAGGCCACUCAAACCAAUUACAGUAUGAGGCCAACAUUCAGCUCUACCCUCCACAAAGCCUAAAGGCCCUUAUCAAAGAAGAAAAAAAGCGCUGCAAUACCACAUCUUGGAGAUCGCUUUCGCUUGGCAUAUCGUCUGGCAAAUGCCUUUAG
Messenger RNA from Penicillium coprophilum, 1143 nucleotides. Its product is annotated as protein kinase. NCBI's taxonomy places the organism in Eukaryota, Fungi, Ascomycota, Eurotiomycetes, Eurotiales, Aspergillaceae. Bases 1 to 1143 code for a protein of 380 amino acids. The transcript has a single exon. The record is from RefSeq and is a predicted model, not a curated record.